Molecule: messenger RNA, 525 nt
Organism: Trichogramma pretiosum
Lineage: Eukaryota; Metazoa; Arthropoda; Insecta; Hymenoptera; Trichogrammatidae
Product: spidroin-1-like
Exons: 2
Coding region: 1-525 (174 amino acids)
Source: RefSeq, a predicted model, not a curated record
AUGAAAUUCAUUACUUGCAUUCUGGUCAGUGGGCUGGUAGCGGCAGUGAGCUGCGCUGUAUCUAAAAAAAGUGAGUCUCAAGCCGGUGUGGCUGGACUCCAAGGACUGGUUUCUAGCGGAGAUCUCGUCAAGGCCGUCCAAGCAGGUGGAGCUGCUGCUCAGUCCAAGUCUGGUCGGGGUGGAUCCUCUGCCGCUGGAGCUGGUGGCAUCCAAGGACUAUCGGCGAAAAAUAGCGGAGAUGUCGUGAAAGCGAUUCAAGCAGCUGGUGCGGCUGCUCAGUCUAGAGGUCGCAGAGGAUCUUCUCGAGCUGGAGCUGGUGGAGUUCAAGGAUUACUUUCAAAAAAUAACGGAGGCACUGUCGGACUCGCUCAAGGAGGUGGGGCCGCUGCUCAGUCCAAGGGUCGCGGUGGCUCGUCCAAAGCUGGAGCGGCCGGAUUACAAGGUCUUGUGUCCAACGCGAAUGAUGGUGUCGUAAAAGCCGUACAAUUAGGUGCGGCUGGUGCUCAAUCUAAAUCUAAAAAUUAA